Klebsormidium nitens is the source of this 2865-nucleotide messenger RNA. The record is from the annotation of a GenBank genome assembly. Lineage: Eukaryota; Viridiplantae; Streptophyta; Klebsormidiophyceae; Klebsormidiales; Klebsormidiaceae.
UUUGAAAAGACGAGAGGGCACAUGAGAGGGCGCUCCCUCCUGAGGCUGAGUGAGUUCUGUGCCUCUUCUUUGGUUUAAGAAGCACUUUCCUUGGCAGUGGCUCUCUGCUCCGGCAUGCCGCUUUUCCACCUCAAAGGGACUCCUGUGUAAAGUGUUGCUUGAAGAGUUUCAGCGCAGAAGAAGACCGCAGCCCACCUGCUGAACCAAAGGACUCCACUGCCCCUCCCUUACAAAACCCCUCACAAAUUUCACAUCUGCCAGUAACCCGAUGCCACAACCGAACAGAGCUACCCCUGAGCCAGCUGUCAAACGGUCAGACACUUGGGGCCAGAGGCCACGAAGCAACCGCAGACGCCCCCCUUAUGCUGCGGGAGAUUUGGAAGCACAGCAAUCCAGCCACAAUAAAGCUGAGGGUGGGGCUGGAGACACAGCUCCUAGCAGGCUUCUCGGCAAUUAUAAAAGCGGGCCUCCGAGUGCGGGGUUGCGGGCAUCGGCCCCUGAGUUCGUGCCAGGUGUGUCUUCUUUGAUGGGGCAACAUGUGCCAGGAGUUGAGCAGACGAACGGCCACCUGGCGGAGCAGGGGAACCCUUAUCAACGAAGCAACAGCUCCCGCAGGCGCGGAGGCAACCGAGGGGGCGCGAGUAAGAGUUGGAGGACGAGAAACGUCGAUAGCCAAAAGAGUAUAGGAGAUGAGGGCCUGACGGUCAGUACAGAUAAGGAUACAGCCGAGGGGUCCGCUGAAGUAGAUCGUCAGCAGGAGGAGGUGGUUAAGAUGGUGGAAGAACUUGCAGCCAGCAAUGUUGGGGAAAAAGAAGGGGCCCUAGGGAAGAACCAGGGUGCCAGUACAAGUUAUGAGAAGGACUCUGGGGAUUCUGUUUUUGAGAUUCGCGGAUUGGUUGAACCGAUGUUGGGAGAAGAGGAAAGGGCGGCGAAUGAAGAGGAGCAGCAAGAUGAGGUGAUGGUCCUCGAGUCGAUCUUUGCCACUGAUUUUCAGCAAACAAGCUCAGACCCGACAACGUUUGAGCUUUUGGUCCAUGUUGCCCUGCCUGCCGCCCAUAUCCAAGUCUUGGGGCGCCUUUUGGACAGCGGUCCGAGCAGCACGCUAGAUAGUCUUAGUCAACCAGAGGCUUCAAACACAGACGAAACCUCCGACUUUGCCAGAGAAGAAGAGGGCGAAAGCGCCACCGCACAAGCUGGUGAGGUCAGCGAGGCAGCGGCAGAGGAGAAGGAAACCAAUGGAAAAGAGCCCCCCAGGGGGCAGAUCUGGGUUGCAAAGUCCUGGCAGGGGGGCAGGUUACUGUCGCUAACGCUGGAGCACCUCCCCCCCCUGCGGCUGACCUGCACUCUUCCGGCGGCGUACCCGUCACACUCCCCCCCGCGGUUUGCAUUGUCCAGCGUGUGGCUCACGCGACCGCAGCUGGGCCGGUUGUGCCGGGGCUUAGACGAGGUUUGGCAAGAAAACCAGGGUCAGGUUGUGGUGUACUCGUGGGCGGACUGGUUGACCAGGGAGACGUUUGAAACCCUGGAUUUGGGGGAAAGUUUCGAGCUUGGGGGCACGUUGAAUGCGGAAGGGAAGGGGAAGGAGAGCGCGGAGCAUGACGAGCGGGCGCAGGCGGAGGGGUGGGGCGUGCAGGACGUGCUGUCGCGGCUGCUGCGGUACAACGAGGAGAAGACCAUGGAGGAGUUUAGAAAAGGGGUGCACGAGUGCCAGGUGUGCUUCGCAGAGCAGCCCGGCACCGAGUUCGUCCACCUGUGGCCGGGCUGCCGCCACAACUUUUGCCGGGGAUGCAUGACGUCACUGGUGGACAUCCACGUCAAGGAAGGCUCCCUGGCGCGCCUCACGUGCCCCGACACCGACUGCAAAGAACCGCUGCCGCCCAAUAUCAUCAAGGACCUGCUCGCGCCGGAGCAGUUCCAGCGAUGGGAGACGCUGAUGCUGCAGAAGACGUUCGACUCGAUGUCAGACGUGGUGUACUGCCCGCGCUGCGAGACGGCGACCAUCGAGGAGCCGGACCACACGGCGCAGUGCCAAAAGUGCUUCUUCGCCUUCUGCUCGCUCUGCGACGACGCCACGCACUUCGGCUCCCAGUGCAUGGACGCAGAGGCGCAGCUCGCCGUCCUGCGGGAGCGCACGCGCGGCCGGCUCCCCGCGGAGGAGCAGAAGCGCAAGGAGGCGGCGCUGCUGAACGAGAUCCUGAACAUGAAGUACGUGGAGCGGGAGGCCAAGAAGUGCCCCAAGUGCGGCAUGGCCAUCCAGAAGGACGAGGGCUGCAACAAGAUGACCUGCUGGAACUGCUCCUCCUACUUCUGCUACAAGUGCGGCAAGGCCAUUUCCGGGUACGACCACUUCAACUCGGGCGCGUGCGUGCUGUUCGAGGCCGCCGAGAUCGACGCGUGGAACCGGAUGAUGGCCGGCGUCAACGCGCCGCGUAACGAGGCGCGCGAUCGCAUCGACGCCCAGAUACAGAUGUACCCCAACCGCGUGCGUGCCUGCCCCGCCUGCCGCCAGCCCAACGUCAAGGAGGCCGGCAACAACCAUCUGCGGUGCUGGUCGUGCCAGAAUCACUUCUGUGGGGCGUGCGGGAAAGCUGUGCUGAAAGGGAGCCACCAUUUUGGCCCAAAGGGUUGCAAACAACACACUCCGGAUUGACUGCAUGUUGAGGUGGCUAGUUCUGCUUGCCGAAGCACAUUGCUUCGAGAUCGUACAAGCUGUUCGUAUGUAAGAAGCGAAGGUCGUGUACCUGUCUUUCGUAGUGCACUGCGAAUUUGGCCUUGUGUGAUUCCUGUGGAUUUCAGUGCGCUGCAAAAUCUCAGUCAUUAUUCAAUGGAUUUGAGAAGCUUUAUGAAGGCCGUAGAGCUUCCGUU